Messenger RNA from Acanthoscelides obtectus, 725 nucleotides. The record is from the annotation of a GenBank genome assembly. Lineage: Eukaryota; Metazoa; Arthropoda; Insecta; Coleoptera; Chrysomelidae.
AGAAAGCAUAUAUAAGGCAAAGUGUAAUUUCUCCUAAUAAACAGUCUUUGUUGGUUUUCGUGUGGUUUACCGGUGGAUUUUUUCUCUGCGGUUUCGCGAUGUUUUAUGUUAAUAAGGUACUACUGUUUGUAACGUUCGCACUCCUCGCAGAAUCGAGAAUAAUCUAUCAACACACGACCCAAGAAAACGAUCAUGGCGUUGCUCAGGAUCAGUACGACCACCAGCACUACGGUGGAGAAGGAUCCAAGGAUACUCAAAGACAAUUACACGUGCAGGCGCUUGAGGAUGAUCAUCACCUAGCUGUGGAGGAACAUUCGGGUCAUCAACAUUAUCAUCACCAUAUUGUACCAAAGGAGGAGCAUAUUGUUGAUUACUAUUCACCUCCGAAGUACACCUUUAAAUACGGCGUAUCGGAUCACCACACAGGAGACAUCAAGAGCGCCCAUGAGGAAAGGGAUGGAGACGUAGUCAAAGGACAGUACUCACUGGUAGAGCCAGAUGGUUCUAUCCGCACUGUGAAGUACACAGCUGACAAACACAGCGGGUUCAACGCCAUCGUUCACAAGACAGAGCCGUCUAAGCACAUUCAAUUAGAGCAUCAUGAACAACCGGAGUACCAUCACCAUCAUCUUGUUAAACCAGAGUACCAACAUCAGGAUCUUUACCAGCACCAGGAUGCAGGGGAAGAACAACACGCCUAUGCACAAGCAUAUGAGCACAGCUAA